Messenger RNA from Myotis myotis, 8282 nucleotides. It is a transcript of the gene GORAB, whose product is annotated as golgin, RAB6 interacting. The transcript is spliced from 7 exons. Gene Ontology annotation, biological process: non-motile cilium assembly. NCBI's taxonomy places the organism in Eukaryota, Metazoa, Chordata, Mammalia, Chiroptera, Vespertilionidae. The record is from RefSeq and is a predicted model, not a curated record. Bases 182 to 1294 code for a protein of 370 amino acids.
AGUCUGUGUUGGCAUUCGGGGCUCUCAAGUUUGGGCAUUCUAGGGGUGCUGGCAGCCCGGACGGAUGGCGCAGGGCUGGGCUGGCUUCUCUGAGGAGGAACUGAGGCGACUAAAGCAGAGUAAAGCUUUCUGUCUAACAUGGGUUGGCAGGUGACUCUACUCCAUAUAGUCACUCCACACAAUGCCUUGGUCCUGUGCUAUAGGAGCUCACCGUGGCAAGAGAAGAUUGAGAAAUCCAUUUGAACCACAGCGGCGUCCCCCUAUGAAGAAAAGUCGACAACAACUUCAGCGAGAAAAAGUCCUUCAAGAGCAAAGCCAAAAACUUGGACUGCAAGAUGGAUCGGUCAGAUUACCUCCAGAGCAGCUGCUCUCUGCACCACAACAGAGAUUCAGUCAUCAAAAGCCACAUUUUUCUCCCCCUACUGCUCCUAAUCCUCUUACAGUCAACUCUCCUGUUGGCAAUGGAAAACCACAGGGCACUGAAAGUCAACCAAGGGAACUGGGACUUGAGAAUUCCCGGGAUGGUCACAUAAGUGCUGAGGUUGUACCUCUAAAACCAGAUUGCAAAUUGGAGAAAAAGAAAGUGGAAUUGCAAGAAAAGUCUCGUUGGGAAGUCCUCCAACAAGAACAGCGGCUAAUGGAAGAGAAAAAUAAACGUAAGAAAGCUCUUUUGGCUAAAGCUAUUGCGGAAAGAUCUAAAAGAACUCAGGCAGAGACCGUGAAACUGAAGCGGAUCCAGAAGGAGUUACAGGCGUUAGAUGACAUGGUGUCCGCUGACAUUGGAAUCCUCAGGAACCGGAUUGACCAGGCCAGCCUGGACUAUUCAAAUGCUCGGAAGCGGUUUGACAAGGCAGAAGCAGAGUAUGUUACAGCCAAGCUCGAUCUACAGCGCAAGACUGAUACUAAAGAGCAGCUCACUGAGCACCUUUGUACAAUCAUACAGCAAAAUGAGCUCCGCAAGGCCAAGAAGUUGGAGGAGUUGAUGCAGCAACUGGAUGUCCAAGCUGAUGAGGAGACUUUGGAGCUUGAGGUGGAGGUGGAGAGACUACUGCAUGAACAAGAGGCAGAAGCAGGGAAACAGAAGGUUCAUGGAGAGAGGCCAUUACAGCCUUCCGGGGAGAGUGUGGCAUUAGGGUCUACUCAGAACAAAGAGCAUCAAGCACCAGCUGCUUGCCCAGAGGUCGAUGAGCAAUGUGAAAAUCCCAAGAGCACUCCCCUUCUCACUCCAGACCUCCCAAGUCAGGAAGUGAAGACUAGUGCUCAUGACAACGGUUCAGCUGCCCUGACCACAUGAAGGGCCAGUGUUUGUUGUUUUCAGCUAAUAUGGGCUUCAGUAGACUUUCUGUCGUAGAGUGUGCCAUGACCGCUGCUAAAUGCCUCUUUAAAACAAUAUUAGUUUUUUAAUCUAGGAUUAGUGUUAGAAAUAACAUGUUGGACCAUUCUAAAGCCUCAAAUAAUUAUAAUUUUAUCCAUAGUUCACCUUGAUUUUGGUCCAGUUUCCUUAGUGUCCCCUUAUUUUGGGUGAAAACAAGUAACUUAAAGAAUAGAAGAAAAAUUACAUGGUUAUGAGUGUUUUUAGACCAGGUCAAUAUAGAACAAGUAAAAUGAAAAAUAAUAAUACCUCAUCAAACUCAUUUAACUUCUGGGAGAAGUGCUGGGACUGGGAAUCCUGUUUUAUGUCAUCAGUAAAGAGCCACAAAACUUAAACAUGAAAAAGAAAACAAACAACUAACAAAAGUAGUAUUUGAGUCUUACUAGAUUAUUAUCUGUUUGGGUCUUACUAAAAUUGCAAAACACAGUUUUGAAAUUACCAGCUUAAGCCAACAUUACUUUUGUAUUCACAUUGCCUUUUAAGUGGCUCUAGUUUACAACCUGAAUUUUGAUUGGUUGACAUAUACACACAAAUAUAUAUAUAUAUACACACACACAUACACACACAUACAUAUAUAUAUAUCUCAACAUGCUAUAUAUAUAAUUUUACUAUUAAUAAAUUGUCUUUAAUCAGCACAUUGAUUAAAUUUAGACAAUGAAAACUUGUCUAUAGUGAGAUUGAAAAUAAUAUAGAAAAUCUUGCUACUUUUGAUUAUGAAAAAAUACAUUUUCUUUCUGACAUUACAGUAAGUAUGUAUUUUGUAUGUUGGAUAUAAAUUAUCCUGAUAUAAAUCAUUUAAAUUGUUAAAAUGGUGAUUUUCUUAUUACUCUAAUAGUUUAUUAAUUGCCAUCACUAAUACUUGACCACUACAUUGUGCUAUAUGUGAAUUUGUAAAUAAAUAUUAUAGUUUUGUUAUAAAAUCUGUGAAUAUCACAUUAAAUUCUGAUUUAUCAGAAAUUCCAAACAGUGAAGUCAAGCAUUUUAAGUCUUAAAAAAGAAAUAAAAGAGGAUAAGGACAAAUGUAAUAUAGUAACAUAAUAAUUUCUGAAAAAUAAUUUUUUAAUGAGUUUGUUUGAGAAUAUUAUUUUCUAAUAGUGAGGAUGAGCACUGUAUUUUUAUAUUAUGUAAUUUGACCUGAAAUUAUAGCUCUCCAUUACUGGCUUCUCUAAACAGAGACAUUUUUAUAGACCAUUUGUUUUUAUUUAUGAAUGACAUGCAUAAAAACUGAAAAUUUCAUUGUCCAAUAUAGUCCUAUUUUUCUAAGGGAUAAAUCUGAUGCACUUAUAAUGUGGUCUCUCGUUUAUCUUUUUUUUUUUAAUUUCACAGUUUAAUAUGUGUUCUUGAGCAGUGUGUGGCAGUAAUGCAUCCUGAAUCUUCAUAUGGUAGAUACAAUCAGCUAUUUUUAUAUGAACCUCUGUUAGGGCAAAAUUCAUCCAUAAAUGAGGUUUAUAAUAUUGUAUCCAAAAACAGAUGGAUACAACUUAAUACACCCUUUAAGUACCUUAAGAAUUUAUCAUAUAAGAUAUAUGGAGAAAUGAAAACCAUGAAAUAAAUGAAAUGGAUGGGGCUUUGGAGAUCAUCUGAUUUAAUGAUCUUACUUUACAGAUGAGGAAUUUGAGAGCCAGAGAUUUCACUUAUGUCAUGUUGGCCGACUGACUCACUUUAAACUUACAGGGAUAGUCAAGUUGCAGUUCUAAACUCUUGAUGUGUCUCUUUCAACCUUGAUGUAUCUCCUAGAGUGCAGACCACGAAGUUCACUGCAUCCCUCUUAAACCCACUCUGGGUUGUGUUGGUCCAUGUGAAAUGCUUUCUAUAAAUGGUCCACUGAAACCAUUACGUUGAAAAACAUACCUUGCUUGGCUUUCCCAGGGUGGUAUCUGAGUGUUCAGGUGAUGAUAUAAGUGACAAAGUUCUAUUGCAUCAGUUUUGUACAAGAGCAGCUGUAGCCCAUGUGUGAGAGGAACACGAGCAAAUGAAGGAGACGUGCGGCUCAUUGGUAUGAGGACCAUAUGCACUGGUUUCUCCAGGAUAGCCCUGAUAUCUUUUAAAAUCAUAAAAUACAUUCAAAAGACUUUUGAUAUAUGGAUUCACAAAUUCGCAGUAAUUGUUAGUUUCUCUGAAGGAAAUUAUUGGUUCAAAAUUGCUGCCAUGAGUUUAUUGGGGCACUUUGUAGAGCUGUCUUUCCUGGAGUUAAAUUCCUCUCCUCUUCCACUUCUCAAGUAGUUAGAGCAUGAGGUUAUCAGGGCACUUGAUGUGCGAUGUAAUUGAGGAGUUAACUGCUUUGGGUUAUCUCGCUUGUCCUGUUUAAAAGACAGUCUUUGCCAAAUUGUGGUAAUUUUUACUCAGUUAUCUUUAAAAAAAAAAUACUUUGAAAAGUAAAUUGAAUUCCUGAAUUUUCAGAGUUCUUUACCUUGAUUCCGUACUACUUUCUUUCAAUUAGAGCCAUUUUUUAUUAGUUUCAAGGAAACAGAGCUUCUUAAAACAAGGUUUGUGUUGCAUUGAAAACAAAGAGUUUUUUCUUAAAUUUUUCAUCUCUGCAUAAUUCUACUGAUGGAAUUAUAGCAAUUGCAGGUAGUAAAUCUUUGUACUCACUGAGAGCACAGCUGGUUUCCAAGUCAGAUGAUAAAAAUCUGAUUGCAAUUCCUAGAGCAUAUUUCAUUGCUGGAUUGGCAUUUGAAUUAUAGAGUAAAAACUCGGCUAUAAACCUCUCUCACUCUUUGUUUGGAUUUAGCAACACAGUACUCUCAAGGAGCUUUAUCUGAGUAUUUAGCAACUUCCUCUUCUGAGGCACUGGCACGAAACGGACUCUGGUGAUUCUGACCCAGGCCAUUCCCAGUGACCUUUAUAAGUGAUGUUUUGGGUUUUGUAUUUCUAAGGAGCCAAGUCAGCAUUUUAAAAGGCCCUGAUAGAUAUAACUCAGUCUGCCAGACCAGACCUGGGGCGCUCUGGACCAGGGUAAUUAUACCCCUUCUCAACAUAGAUUUACCCCAGGCCUGACUUGAACUAUUCUCUGGAGGGAUGGAGCAGGACACUGUUAUCCAGGCUGCCUUUACCUUAAUGUCAGGCUACUUUUGCAAGCUCCUAAUCCCAAGCAGCUGUCUUAAAAAUGCAACAUCAUCCCUAUGCAAUGGGCCAAACAGCUGUAUCCAGCUACGUACAUGGAAGAGCUGUAUAAGAGGUACAUGAUCUGUGCCUUUGUCCCUUAGAAGCUUCUCUAGUCUAUGCGAAGGACUAAGAUUGAUACUCAUAAAAUAGAGGCUGGUACAGAACAUAAUGUCUUAUUAAUGGGAGGACAGAAUAAGUGGUAGGAACACUGAAUAUAUAUGUAUCCUCCGCAAGUCCCAAAUUUUUCGAACACUUAAUUUUAAAUAUUCUAUCCAGUUGUUUUGCAACCCAAGAAUGUAUCUAGGUAGGACCUGCCAUCCAUUUCAGUUUGCCAUUAGCACUGGGGAGCAACACCCACACACAACUAAAACAAUAACAACAAAAACCUCUCUUAGAUAAUAUGUCCAGAUUUUGAGUUAAAAAGAAAAUGUAGUCACCAGAGCAAGAGUACAUUGGGAAAAACGGGGAGGUUUCUGCAUGUCACUGAUUUAAAACAGUGGGCCCACUGGGAUUUAUCAGUGAAAAAAGCAAAAAACUUCAAGUAUUGGGGAAAUCAACUUUAAGCGCAUGCCUUUCUGACAAAAGGUUGAAGUAUCCUCUAUGUGCAGAACAGUGUAAUUAUAAGGGCGCAUUGCAAUAAUUCAAGGCAUUGCUUAACCAAGGGGCAGUAAUUACUGCCCAAGCCAGAAAAAGAUGGAAGUGGAACACACUGGUGUGAACUCAAGGAUAACUCAACAUGGAUGCAUGUUCAAAGUCACACAUAAGAGAGGUCUUUCCAAGCCAAAUGGCUUUAGGAACCUAAAAUAGAGCCAUAAUUAAGCAAUAAGACGUGACAGAGAGCACAUUUCUCGGUGAUUAUAGCAUGCCUCAGGGAUAAGUCACUAGGCCAAAAGUUCAUAUGAGGAGUGAAAUAACCUUGCAAUGUAUAGUGUCACGCUACUAGAGGGAGAAGGAGGAGGAAAUGAAUAAUGGGAGUUAGUAGAGUUAUUUCAUAAGCUGUUAUUUCAGUUGUUGGGUAACACUACCUUGUGUAUACUACACAUGGCCAUUAGUUGUAUCCAGCAUCCUAAAGCUCCAUGUUUACACCAGAACCUUCAUUUAAGUAAAAGCCCUGUAGAACUGUCCAUCUUCUCAUUUUCUCAGCCAAGCAAAAACCAGGCAUUACAGACACAAACUGAAAAGUCCAUAGCCAUAUAAAUGGAACUAUAUAGUCUGGUAAAAUUAUAAUUGCAGUUGCUUAAACCUGGCUUGUAUAACUUGAAAGUAGCUGAAGCAACCACAUUGAGUCAUUUUCAGUAUUGUGGCUCAUUUGUCUCAUGUGCAUUUAACUCAGAAACUACCAGUAGACAUUGCCCUGUGUCCCAUAGGUCCAGAAACCUCUGCAGCCUUCUGUGCUGAGCUUUCCCUUCCUCAUUGAGUUGCUGCUGGAAGACAGGGAGCACUCUAGAACUAGUCACCAAUUGAACCCCACGCUAUGGUGGAGGCGGGCCUUUUAUCGGGAUGACAAGUGAGAUACCCAGUCUCCAAACUCUGAAGAUGCCCUGAAAAGGCCUGCACAUAGAGGCAGCCAGCUAUCUUAUUGCCAUAUUCUUCUCCAUGUUUCUCUUAUUCUUAUCACUUUAGAAGAUAAUUAAAAACCUUCUGAACCAAACAGACAAGCUUUUUUGUGGUCCUUCACAUCUCCUAUUGCACAAGCCAGGGCUGUACUCUGGACAAAUUUCUGGGCAAACAAUGGUUUUUAUCUUAGACAGUCCAGCCCCUCCUUUAGGUGACCCGUGCUCUCACUCUCUUCAAAUCUGCUCUUAAGAAAAGAUCUGAAGACAGUUACUAUAGACUGAAAAUGUUGUGUCCUUCUAAAAUUCAUAUGUUGAAACCUAACCCCUGAUGUGAUGGUAUUAGGAGGUGGGUGGGGUCUUUGUAAUGUUAGGCCAUGAGAGUGGAGCCCUCAUGAAUGAGACUUAUGUUCUUGUAAAAGACCUUAAAAAGCUUCCCUUCCUCUUUGACUAUGUAAGGACACAGAGAAGAUAGUCAUCCCUGAACCAGAAAGCAGCUCCUUACUAGAUACCAAACCUGCCAGCACUUUGGUCUUGAACUUCCUAGCCUCCAGAACUGUGAGAAAUAAAUUUCUAUUUUUGACAAGUCAUCCAGUCUACAGUAUUCUGUGAUAGCAGCCUGAAUAGACUAAGACAACAGUUACAUCUUGGGGAAACUUUAAAUCAGGUUACUUUUCCCAAGUGUCUCUACAUUUUAAUGUAAUGAAUCAUUUUAAAGUAAUGUAUUUCAGUUUGUGUUGCGGAAAGCUUAACCCCCAACUAAAGGAAUUUAAAGCAUCAGAGAGCAGGUGUGAGAAGGAAUUGAGAUUCUGAAAUGAUAUCCGACUGCAUGAGCUGAGAAUUGAAUCUCUGAAGUUUUGCCCAUGCUAUAGUCUCCAUUUAAGAAAGAUGACCCAACCUGUCCUCCCCGACUUCCCAUUGCUAGUGGAACAUGUUAGGGAAAUGAAAUCAAGUCUGCCGUUCUAGCCACAAGAAUCACUUAUCGGUGGUUGCAUAAUAAACUGUCCCAUAACUCAGUGUCUGAGAUAAAAAAAAACACUGUUGUUUGCUUAUGAUUCUGUGGGUUAAGUAUUUGGUCCAGGCUCUGCUAGAAGUUCUGCUGAUCUUAUUGGGGAUCACUCAGGAGGUUGCAGUACUCCACAGGGUUUUUUAGGGGCGGGUGGUCUAAGACAGCCCCACCCACAACCUGGCAAUUGGUGAUGCCUGACACCUGGGGCUUUUUCUCCAUUUCCUCUCAUCCUCCAGAGAGCCAGUUUGAAUAUCUAUUCACGGAGGGCCCGGGGUUAGAAGAUAGUAGGAGGGAACUUCAAAGAUAGCUCCUUGAGACCCAGGCUCAGAGCAGUCAUACAUCCCGUCUAUUGCAUUCCACUGCCCAAAGCAAGUCCCAAGACCAGCCCGGACCUGGUGGUGGCAAAAUGGACUCUGCAUCUGAUGGAAGGGGCAGGAAAGUCACAUUGCAAUGGAUAUUCAUGUACGAAUGAAAGUAAUGGUUGUGCCAUCUUUGCAGUUUACUACAGUCUGGCCCUCCUUGCUACAGUAAUUCACAUCUAUUCCACAUACAAAAUGCACCCACCUUUUCCCUCCAACCUCUCAUCCCAUUGUGGUUUCAGGCAUGGAGUCCAGGAUCUCAUCAGCUGAUCAAGUCCAGAUGUGAAUGCGGCUCCUCUUCAUCAAAAUACCUGUGAACAAAAAUGAGAAGUUCCCUGUCCUCACCAUGCCUCAACAUACAAUGCAUGCUGAGAAAUACACCAUAAAACUCAACGAUAAAGUACAAGACAUCAGUAAUAAAGGUAUGAAGAGGGAAAGAAGGAAGGAAGGAGGAAGAGCAGGAAGGAGGAAAUAAAAGAAGAAAGGAAAGAAGGGGGAGUGGAAGAGAGGGCAGGGAGGAGAUAGAGGGAGAGAGUAAUAAAAAAGAAAAACAGAAGAAGAAAAAAAGCUGCGAACAUAUUGCUGUUGCCUCAAGGCUGCGUGUCUUAUGUUUGUUCCCAGGCCUCUUGUGAUCAUCUGGCUCAGGCUGGGAACAGCCUCAGAGGAGAUCUGAAAUCCCAAGAGGAUAGUGGUAUUUAAAGUCCAGAAAUUUCAUAUCACAGACCAUGCCAAGCCACCAACAUCAGCCUCUUCUCUAUGUGUCUAUCAGCAGAAGCAAUGAGAUCUCGGGUCCUAGAAGGCCCCUUCUUGAUUUUAACCCAAGCGAAUUCUUCCCAUUUAAAAUAAAAAAAAAAAAAAUCAACUUGGACUGUGAUCUCAUACAC